Messenger RNA from Aspergillus thermomutatus, 1545 nucleotides. Its product is annotated as putative xylosidase/arabinosidase. Gene Ontology annotation, molecular function: hydrolase activity, hydrolyzing O-glycosyl compounds. Bases 1 to 1545 code for a protein of 514 amino acids. The transcript is spliced from 2 exons. Gene Ontology annotation, biological process: carbohydrate metabolic process. Lineage: Eukaryota; Fungi; Ascomycota; Eurotiomycetes; Eurotiales; Aspergillaceae. The record is from RefSeq and is a predicted model, not a curated record.
AUGUCGUCAGUUAAUCCCAUCAUAGCGGGUUUCGCACCAGAUCCAUCUGUCGUCAAAGUAGGCGAAUGGUUCUUUCUCAUCAACUCCAGCUUCCACCUAUUUCCAGGUCUGCCAAUCUAUGCUUCGCAGGACCUCAUCUCGUGGCGGCAUAUAGGAAAUGCUAUCAAUCGCCAAUCCCAGCUGAGCUUGUCGAAAUCGCAGACGGAACUACACCCGUUACCUGAGACGGGUGAGAUUUUGGUGGCCGCAGGAGGGUUAUAUGCGCCCACGAUCCGAUACCAUGACGGCAUCUUCUAUGUCGUAUGCACCAAUGUGGUUCGUACAGCUACCGGCGACUCCAGCCAGAACUUCGUCAUCUCAACCGAGGAUAUCUGGGCCGACAACUGGAGCGAUCCAGUCUAUUUCGAAUUCAAUGGUAUCGAUCCGAGCCUCUUGUUUGAUGACGACGGCAAAACAUACGUCCAAGGAUCCGCUGCACCUGGCCCUUUCACAACCAUCAAUAUGUUCGAGAUUGAUCUCAACACCGGCAGAAAGCUCUCAGAAGAGAGAACAAUAUGGCGCGGUACCGGCGGCAUCUACCCCGAGGGCCCACACUUGUAUAAGCGGAACGGAUAUUACUAUCUGCUCAUUGCAGAGGGGGGCACUCAUGAAGGGCAUAUGGUGACGAUGGCCCGAUCAAGGAAUAUCUGGGGUCCGUACGAGGGCUGUCCCCACAAUCCAAUACUUACAGCACGCGGCACCGACGAGUAUAUCCAGUACACUGGGCACUGCGAUAUUUUCCAAGACGACAAGCAGCAAUGGUGGUGUACCUGCCUCGGCGUGCGGAAGGAUCAGGAUGGCCGCUAUAUCAUGGGCCGUGAGACGUUUUUGACUCGGGCGAGCUGGGAUGGAGAUUGGCUCACUCUGGAGCAGGUCAAGCUGACGCCCAGUGGCCUUCGAAGCAAUGACGAAGGGAAAAAGCUUAUCGCCAACCACGGUGUUGACUACGUCUAUAUUCGCAAUGCCAAUCUGAGCAAUUACACCCUGCCCAACAGUACCGAUAGUAAUCUGGCGCUGACUGCCUCACCCGACGAUCUGUCACAUCCUGAGCUCAGUCCUAGUUUUAUAGGAAAGAGGCAGCGCCAAUUGGACGGCUGGAGUGGUGUCGAGCUGCGGGCUGUGCAGGCGACUUGGAGUGCGGCAAAGCUGCGGGCUGGAAUGGCCUGCUACAAGGAUGAGCAUCGCUUCCUCCGGAUAUACUAUGACGCUGCAGAGCUUGCUAUUGUCGUUGACAUAAUCAACAAGCCAAAGGACAUUUCUCGACAAGAGCGGCAGACACUCGAGCGGCUGCCGGAGUCAGUAGCGUUUCGAAUGCAGUAUUCGGAGCAGGAGUAUCGGCUAUUCUACACUGUCGGACAGGAUGCUGAGCGGAAUUGGCUGUGUGUAUCGACGAUUGACACUCUAGACCUGACCGGCCCCGACUUUACAGGCCCAGUAAUUGGCGUCUUUGCGGUGGCAGAGACAGCGGAUACUGCGGUUCAGUUUAGGAAUCUCGUUGUUUGCUAG